AUGAAAAGCCAACACGAUACCGCCAGCGAGAAUGAUGCUGGUGGACAUGACUAUUCAGCAGAUGAGAGGUGGGCUCGAAAGCCGUUGACACCGGCGCAAAUUCUCGUUCACGAUGUUCGACUCGAGAAUUGGCGACCAGACCGCGGUCCGCUUCUGGAGAUCAAUGAAAGGUCGCCAGCAUCCUUGGUUCCGGACGUAGCAUCUUUCACCCCGUCCGCGAGCUUCAUACGUAUUUCAGAGGCGACCAAGAACCCAAUCGAGCGGCAGAAAUAUCAAUUGCUUGAAGAAGAAUUCGGUUGGAUCCGUACUCUUCGUCUUCAGGCAUCUCAGUCUGAUGCUUGGGACACAAAUGUCUCGACGGCGAAAUCUCGAUGGAUUCACUGUUCUUCGAAAUUUCCCGAAUACAUCCAAGGCUUCCUAUGGGCGCUGUCUGACGAUCUUCAGGGCGUUGCUGAGUCCAUGCAGAUGCUCGAAAUAGCGAUUCAGCGAAACACACGCUUCUCGAGACAUGGAAAGUGGUUUGCGCCUUUCUCGCAGGUCCUGCAACCACGAGCGAAUAUCGAUGGCGGGAGUUUGUAUCCAAUACUGAUGUCUGUGCCAUUUCUGGAUUGGACGGUCAAGGGACCGACUCCACCGUUGCGUUUCAAUGUAGACAAGAGAGAGGGCUUUCACGUGGCAAGAUCGUCCUCUCAUGUCAUUCGUUCGGUAUUGCAGUACUUUUACCGGCUUGAAGAUACUCAUGAUCGGGAGAGCUCGCAAGUUCUCGCCAAUCAUAAGCCAUGGAGCUCGAAUCGCGAACUCGAUCUCAAAGUGCGUUCCUUCUACGGCAGUGACAGCUAUCCGGAACGCCUAAAUGUCGAUGAACUUUGGAUUCUCAUCGUCGAUGCCGAGCACAUCGUGACUUGGAGUUCGAACCAGACGUGGAAGAGUCGCUGGCCGCCGCAGCAGCUUACCUCGAGAAUUUCGGACGUUUCAUUCCGGGCAAUCCGCAAUCACUACUUUGCAACCGGCGACACAGACUAUACUGCUUUGGUCCAUGCCGUGACCUGUCUGAGCGGUGCGGUCGGACUCCUGCAUCGUAAUUUUUGGCCCGACAUAGUCCUGUGUCUGGCAGAUCGCUACGCAGGACGGCUCGGCCACUUACAAUAUUGCCUUCAUCGCAAUCCGAGCACGAAGCUCGUGAUGGACCUCAUAGCUUGCCAAGAGGAAUUGGGCAUCGUCAUUCACAUAACGGAGCAACAAAUCGACAUGAUCCGUGAACUCCGC
Messenger RNA from Dissoconium aciculare CBS 342.82, 1266 nucleotides. RefSeq lists its product as uncharacterized. The record is from RefSeq and is a predicted model, not a curated record. The transcript has a single exon. NCBI's taxonomy places the organism in Eukaryota, Fungi, Ascomycota, Dothideomycetes, Mycosphaerellales, Dissoconiaceae. The annotation marks the transcript as partial.